GGGCCUAGUACCUUUCAGCCAGGAAUUGUGGUCUGUGAACAGACAUCUCUGUGGCACAGAGAUGGGAGAUGCUAGAAUGAAAUGAUGAACCAAAGAAGAGUGUGGUCUUUUUAACUUAUAGAAUAUAUAAUGAGAAAUAGUGUGACACAAUGUGGGCAAUAUAGAUAGAAAUCAGAUUGUAGAUGGCUUCAAAUAUUCAGCUAAGGAGUUGGUAUUUUCUCCCUAGACAACAGGGAGGCAAUGCAUGAAUUUUAGAAAGAGAGUUAUAUCUGUUCACAAGGGAAAAAAGGUAGAGACUGUUUUCACCACUCAUAGUAGUAGGUCCUUGCAACAUAGAGUCUGAAGUGGCUUGAACUGAAAUUCUUCCCAGUUCCCCUUUCUCAAUGACAAAUUCAUUUUCAUACCAGCCCUUUCCAUUGAGAGCAGAGAGACUUGUGAUUGACUCCAAUGCCCUUAAGCAGAAGAUACAUUGUCCUGCUAUACAGAGGAAACACCAAGUAACCAUCAAAAUGUCCAGGCUUCUCCCUAUGCCUGGUUCUUCUCUUCUUUCGUUGUUGCUGACUCUGUUCCUUGGCCUUUCUGGAAUCCGAAGCCAGGAAGAGUUCCAAGUACUACAGCCUGAUGAUCAUGUUUCUGGGAUAGAGGGAGACACUAUUCUUCUGCACUGUAUGGUAUCUGAUUUUCCACUAGUAGGACCAGUGAAAUGGUUCAAGGGCAAAGAGCCCCAGAGAGAAGAAAUUUUCAAUUUCAGAGAUAUCUAUGACCGAAGAAAGGCAAUAGCCUUUCCUCCGAGCAAUACAAACUUUUCCAUCAGCAUUAGCCACAUCACCCCAGAGGACGCGGGCACCUAUUACUGUGUGAAGUUCAGAAAGUUCCCUUAUGAAGAGUUUAAAUCUGGCAGUGGCACCAAGCUCACCGUGAAGAUCAAACCCUCUGUUCCUUUGGUGUCUGGUCCCCAGGAGAGAGGAAGCAUCAACCAAACAGUGAUUCUCUCUUGCAACUCAACUGGCUUUUUCCCUAAAGCCAUCACCCUGAAGUGGUUUAAAAAUGGGAAUGAAUUCCCUGCUCUCUGGACUCAUGUUUUCCCCAAAGGAGAUAAUUUUUCCUACAACCUCAACAGUACUGUGCAGGUGCUGCUCACAGCCAGUGAUGUUCACUCUGAGAUUACCUGUGAAGUUCAUCAUGACACAUUACAGACUCCUCUGCGUGGGAAAAUGCAGCUGUCAGACAUUAUUCGAAUUCCACCUGAAAUUGUCAUUUCCAGCCUGUCAUUCCACAGCAGGUGGAUAGCAGCCACCUGUUAUGUGAUAAAGUUCUACCCCAAGCACUUAAAUGUCACCUGGCUGAUGAAUGGAAUCAUUGUUAAAGGAGAGAAGUCAACUAUACCCACUGAGGACAAGGAUGGCACCUACAGCCUUGAGUCCUCACUUGUGGUCCUCAUGUCUGUGCAAAAAGAAAAUACUGGUUUCACCUGUCAGGUGUACCAUGACUCCCAGCCUCCUAUCAAUGAGAUUCUGAGGGCUUCAGCUUCUCCCAAGGAUGGCACUCAAACAGAACCAGGCUCAGCUGUUCCUCCACAGAUCUUAGUGAUUUUCCUCCUGGGUCUCAAGAUUCUGUUGCUGCUCAGUGUCUCCAUAUUCUUUGUCCAUAGAAAGUGGAAGACAACAGCUUUAAAGGCCAAUCAAAGGUCCUUUAGAAGUGGCUCUUCUCCAGAUCCUCAGUUUCAACUUUCUCCUGCUUUCAGACAAGAUCCUGCCCUGGGAUAGAAUAUAGAGUUUCCUCCCCCAUGCUACUGGCUCAUAACAGAUGGUCCUAAAUCAAUUCCCUUGAGUUCCUCUGAGUCCAGAAAUCUGGUCUAGAGGGCAAAGGCUGAUCUUGGCCUCUCUGGAUUGACUCAACCUCCAUGGCCCAACAGGGCAGACUCUGAUUCUUGAAGUUCUUCCCCCUGUUCUUUCCCAGCAGAAGAGCUAGAGUUAUACGGGUUGGAACCAAUAAAAUCAUUUAACACCGUUCCUGUGGGGCUACCAAAGACUAUCAUUGCUGCCCAUCCUCUUCUCCUUCCUUCCUGAAAUUGUUUUUAUUAAUCUCAUCUUCCUUCUGAUUCUCAUUAUUGUUCUUAUACUCAUCCUUGUCUUCUCACCCUUGUGCUUAAUUUUCCUGCUUUCAUUGUUAUACUUUUUUCUUCCCUUUUUCUUUUUUCUUUCUUCUUAUUCUCUUUGCUCUUUCUCAUCAUCUCCAAUAUUUGGCAAUGAAACAAGAUGUGCAGGCAUUCUUGGGAUAUGCAAGGAGUCAUUUGAUGUAACACAGCAAUAAUAGCCCACAUCUAGUUCAUGCCAUGAUUUCUGUAAGUCUUUAGAAAUGCCGUUCAAAUAAGAGUAUGUGUUGUUCUCAUAAAUGAAAUAUUACUCCUCAGAAACUUUUGGCAUAUCAUCUAACACCUCGGAUGUUUGCUAUAAAGUAAGACAAUUCAUCUUAUAUAAGCAGAAAUGCCUUCAAAUACUAGCAAAAUUAUUGCUGGUAAACAUUUGUCAAUUUAAGGUGUUUUACUAUAUACAUUGGCUUUGUUCUUAAAACACCUGAUGGUGGGGGAGGGGAAGUAGAGAGUGGAGAGUAGAGGAAAAAUAUAUCUACCAUGUCUUUAAUGAUUCCUUUUUUGUUCAAAACCUAAUCUGCCUGACAGUAGUGAGGCAGCUAUGAUGUUCAUUAAUUCAAUAGUCACUUUAAAUUAUAUUUGAAUUUUUCCAUUAAAGAAAAUAAGGGGGGAAGAAUAUGUGAUGAUCAAUUAUGAUAAAAUUAGCUCUUCUCAGCAAUGUGGUGAUCCAAGAUAAUACCAAUAGACUUGGAUGGAAAAUGCCAUCCAUAUACAGAGAGAUAACUAUGGAGAUUGAAUAUGGAUCAAAGCAUAGAAUUUUCAUCUUUUUUGUUAGUUUGCUUGUUUUUUCUUUCUCUUGAUUUUUUUUCCUUUUCGGUAAGAUUUUUAUUGCACAAUAUGACAAAUAUGGAAAUAUAUUAAGAAGGACUGUACAUGUUUAACCUAUAUCAGGUUGUUUCCUUUAUUGAGGAGGAGAAGGCAAAGGAGGAAGGGAGAAAAAAUUUGGAACACAAAAUCUUACAGAAAUGAAUAUUAAAAACUAUCUUUACAGUAAUAUUUGUAAAAAUAAAAUGCUAUUGAGAUAAAUAGAUAAAUAAAUAAAUAAAUAAUGAAAAUGCUGUUCAAUAUUUUCUUUUUAAGUUAAUUAAUUAAAUGAUAUAGAAAGAAAUAUAGUAUACAAUUUGUACAUCUAUGUGCCAUUACUUUAAGUUGUUAAACUAAUGUCUUUGUUACAGCAUGUCCUAAGUGCCUAUGUCUAUCUCCUAAAGUGCAGUGGUAUCAUAGUCAAGGCCAACAAGAGGGUUCUUACAUCCAAAUUUUUAAUUUAAUUCUAUCUCCAGCAGCUAGGUCCAUAAUAAUGUUGGCCUUGAAUCAAAAUUCAGUCUUGGAGGAAAAGAAAAUGAAAUUCCAGUUUGAAAUAUGACAAUCUUAAAGUAUCAUGAAGAAUCAAUUAGUUCUCGUCCUCCAUUCCAUAUUUGGAAAAUUUGCAUUUCCAAUUAAAUUUUUAGCUUGUUCUGUGUAGCUGUCAUUUCUCCAGCAUUUUAGUUUCAUUUCUCCCUUUUAUUUUCCUCUUAGGCUUAUUCAGAACUGAGAAAUGGAUACUGAAAUAGCCUAAUACUGUUUGGUAAUUGUUUUUGUGUCCUUGUAGUUUAGUAAAUGUUUCUUUUAUUAAUUUGAAUGCUAAGAUAUUUGGAAUGUAUAAAAGUUCAUUACUGAUAGUGAGUUAGUGUUUGUGAUUUUUUUUUCUGAAUACUGUUGUUUCAUUGUUGGGCAGCUAAGUAUUAUAAUAAAUGGAAUAGCAUUCAAAUCCAGCUUCAGACACUUACUAGGUUUUUGACCCUCAGCAAGUCACGGGUUCGUUUGCUACAGUUUUGUCAUGUGAAAUAUGAGCAGAAGGAAAUGGUAAACUCUUUACCAAGAAAAUCCCAAAUGAGAUGACAAAGAGUUGAACAUGGCUGAAAAACAACUGAUCAUAAUCCAGAGUUCCCUUGUUUACUCCUUUUUAUUUUUGCUUUGUCAGCAUGAUUACAAUUCCUGUUUCAAGGACUCACUUGAUGUACAAUGUGAUUUUUGUAAGCAAUGAAUUGAAGAAUUUUUUU
Molecule: messenger RNA, 4191 nt
Organism: Antechinus flavipes (yellow-footed antechinus)
Lineage: Eukaryota; Metazoa; Chordata; Mammalia; Dasyuromorphia; Dasyuridae
Product: signal-regulatory protein beta-1-like
Exons: 6
Coding region: 384-1766 (460 amino acids)
Cellular component (GO): plasma membrane
Source: RefSeq, a predicted model, not a curated record